This is a messenger RNA of Lodderomyces parapsilosis, 2256 nucleotides long. RefSeq names its product translation termination factor GTPase eRF3 (gene SUP35). Gene Ontology annotation, cellular component: translation release factor complex. Lineage: Eukaryota; Fungi; Ascomycota; Pichiomycetes; Serinales; Debaryomycetaceae. Gene Ontology annotation, molecular function: translation release factor activity; GTP binding; GTPase activity. The record is from RefSeq and is a predicted model, not a curated record. The transcript has a single exon. Bases 1 to 2256 code for a protein of 751 amino acids. Gene Ontology annotation, biological process: translational termination; translation; nuclear-transcribed mRNA catabolic process, deadenylation-dependent decay.
AUGUCGGAUCAGUACAAUCAAGAUAAAUUGAAUCAAGACUUCCAGAACGCAUCGCUUGGUGGAAACGGUCAACAACUGCAGCAGCAACAACAACUGCAACAACAACAACUGCAGCAACUGCAACUGCAAAGUUACUACAAUCCCAACCAAGCCCAAUCGUUUGUACCAACAGGUGGAUACCAGCAAUUUCAAGCUUAUCAACCACAACAACAAUAUGAUGCGUACAACGCUGGCCAAAGCGGUUACCAACAAAAUUACAACAAUAGAGGUGGUUACCAACAAUACAACAACAGGGGUGGUUACCAACAGUACAACAAUAGAGGCGGGUAUCAACAAUACGGUGGAUACCAACAAAAUCAACAGUAUGGUGGAUACCAGCAACAGCAGCAGCAACAACAACAAUAUGGUGGAUAUCAAGCUUACAACCCACAAGCAUCGCAACCACCUCUGCAACCAACCGGUAUGUCAUUAGCUGAUUUUGAAAAGCAAAAGUCUGCUCAACAAUCUUCUUUGAAUAAGCCAGUGAAAAAGACUUUGAAAUUGGCACCUUCAUCGGGAAUCAAGUUGGCCAACUCGGGUAAAAAGGAUGAUGCUAGUGCCACUACACCUGCUGCUUCUUCAAAAGAAGCUUCACCAGCUCCCAGCGUUGACGAGAAGAAGAAAACUGAUACUGAAGCUAAGGAUACAAAAAAGGAAACAGAUGGUGCAGCAGAUAAAGCCUCCGCACCAGCAGCAGCAACAGCUACAACUCCAGCAGCAGCAACAGCAGCAGCAGCAGCAAAUGAGAAACCAGCAGAAAAGACGGCUAAGGAAUCAACACCAACUCCAAAGGAAACUACUCCCACACCUGCAAAAUCGAAGCAAUCAACUCCUGCCCCAGGAAAAUCGUCCAGUGCAGUCACCGCUGACACGGUUGCCAAGGAGCAAGAAGACGAGGUUGAUGAAGAAGUGGUUAAAGAUAUGUUUGGAGGUAAGGACCACGUAUCUAUAAUCUUUAUGGGUCACGUUGAUGCUGGUAAGUCAACCAUGGGUGGUAAUAUCUUAUACUUGACUGGGUCUGUAGACAAGCGUACGGUUGAAAAGUAUGAGAGGGAAGCUAAAGAUGCCGGUAGACAAGGUUGGUAUUUGUCUUGGGUUAUGGAUACCAAUAAGGAAGAAAGAAGUGAUGGUAAGACCAUUGAAGUUGGUAAAGCGUAUUUUGAAACUGACAAGAGAAGAUACACUAUAUUGGAUGCACCAGGCCACAAGAUGUACGUUUCGGAAAUGAUUGGUGGUGCGUCUCAAGCUGAUGUUGGUAUUUUGGUUAUUAGUGCCAGAAAAGGUGAAUAUGAAACUGGAUUUGAAAAAGGUGGACAAACUAGAGAACAUGCACUUUUGGCCAAGACCCAAGGUGUUAAUAAGAUUGUUGUUGUUGUCAACAAGAUGGAUGAUCCAACGGUUAAUUGGUCACAGGAAAGAUAUAAUGAAUGUACCACCAAGUUGGGUGCAUUUUUGAAAGGUAUUGGUUACAACAAGGACGAUAUUGUUUACAUGCCAGUAUCUGGAUACACUGGUGCUGGGUUAAAAAAUCGUGUAGAUGCCAAAGAUUGCCCCUGGUAUACUGGUCCAUCUUUGUUGGAGUUUUUGGAUAAUAUGAGCACCGUCAAUAGAAAGAUUAAUGGGCCAUUUAUGUUGCCAAUUUCCGGUAAGAUGAAGGAUAUGGGUACUGUUGUUGAAGGUAAGAUUGAAAGUGGUCACAUUAGAAAAGGCGGCAGUUUAUUGAUGAUGCCCAACAAGACUCCUAUUGAAGUUAUCACCAUUUACAAUGAAACUGAACAAGAAUGUGAUACAGCAUUUAGUGGAGAACAAGUUCGGUUGAAAAUCAAGGGAGUUGAAGAAGAAGAUUUACAACCGGGUUAUGUAUUGACAUCCCCCAAGAACCCCGUCAAGACAGUAACCAAGUUUGAAGCCCAAAUUGCCAUUGUUGAAUUGAAAUCCAUCUUAUCUAAUGGGUUUUCAUGUGUUAUGCAUUUACAUACGGCCAUUGAAGAAGUUACAUUUGUUGAAUUGAAACAUAAAUUGGAAAAAGGCACCAAUAGAAAGUCGAAAAAACCACCAGCAUUUGCUAAAAAGGGUAUGAAGAUUAUUGCUGUGUUGGAAUGUAAUGAACCUGUUUGUGCUGAAACUUAUAGCGAUUAUCCACAAUUGGGUAGGUUUACAUUGAGAGAUCAAGGUACUACUAUUGCUAUUGGAAAGAUUACCAAGUUGUUGAAAUAA